GCACUCCUCAUGAUGUUUGGGGCGUGACUAAUUAAACCUACUUUUGUUUUUUUAUUACCAGUGUCUCAGCUCCACUAACAACUACUUACUGAACAUUUAUUAAACCCAAUAUUAAAUAAGUAAAAUAUUUAAAAGAUGGCAGUGGCCCUGCCUCCAAAACUUAAGCAGACGGUGUUUGCUAUGCCAUCACAUCUUAGUAUGGUAUGCAAGGGCAUGAUGUUUGGCUUCCCUGCCAUCCUCACUCCAGCACUUCUGAAUGCCACGGGUGAUGAACUGAAAGCUGAUAAACAUAUUACUUCUUGGCUUGCAUCAUUACCAGGUGUGACAGCCUUGGUUAUGGUGGUAACAGUUGGUCCCCUGAUGCAUUACUGCGGGCGGAGGACCACACAGCUCAUCACCACGACUCUAGUCCUUACCGGUUGGUUAAUUACGGCGUUUGCCUACUCCAUUCCUGUCCUAUUCAUUGGGAGAGCUCUUCAAGGUGUCUGCAAUGGAUGCACUUUCUUCAAUUCUAUUUCAAUCGGAGAGUUCUGCAGUCCAUCAAUAAGAGGCGUCUUGUUAAACCUUAAAUUAGUAUCAGGGUCUGUGGGUGUCCUGAUUAUCCACGGCUUCGGGUGCAUUCUACAUUGGAGAAGCGUGGCGUGGGUAGGCACCGUGCCUUGUUUAAUAAGUAUAGCAAUAACGCUAUGCUCACCGGAAACUCCUGACUGGCUGGUGUCGAAGGGAAGGUUUGAAGAAGCUGAAAAAGCAUUCUUUUCUCUAAGAGGAAAGUCCAAUGAAUCCAAAAGAGAAUUAAGUAAACUUGUAGAGUCACAGAAACAAAAGAGGAGAGAGGAUAUUGGAUUACAAAGACACAGUUUUAAGGUGAUUCUAAAACAGCUGAAAUGUAAGGUUCUGUGGCGGCCCGUACUUUUAAUUUCCUGUGCAGUGAUCAUUCCUGAAGCAGGAGGAAGACAUUUCUUUUCAUCGUACUCCAUCCAGCUAGCGGAGCAAAUCACAGGAGACAAGACUAAUGGAUUUUUGUACACUAUAAUCAUCGAUGUUGUUUCUAUUCUGGCCGGCUUCGUUUGCAUAUUCAUGGUUAAAUCAUUUUCAAGGCGAGGCGUGACGUUUUACUGUGGAUUCACAGCGAAUGUACUUUUGCUGAUUUUUUGCUUCUUAACUUAUCUACAAAAAACAUAUUUUACUUAUGUUUUUUUGAAGUGGCUAUCUGUGUCAAUUUUGGUUUUGUAUUAUUUUAUAGUAAAUGGGUCACUAUUUGGGAUUUGUUAUGUAUUGAUGGGUGAAUUAUUGCCUUUGGAAUUUCGGGCUAUAGGAGUUGUUAUAGAUGGUUUUUUGUCUGCUGUAACGGUGACAGUGGUGAUUAAAGUAACGCCAUAUCUGAAAGACAGUUUAGGUAUUGACGGUAUGUUAUUUGUUUUUUCACUCUGUCUGACUUUGGCUUUGAUUUACAUGUACUACGACUUGCCUGAAACUAAAAAUAGGACACUUCAUGACAUAGGAGAGUAUUUUAGAGGUAAUAGCUCUAAAUUAAUAAGAGAGGAAAUAGUGGAAACAGAUGAAAUAGACAAAUUUGUUAUCAGUAAGUAGGUAACAAAUAAUAACAAUAACCAACUAAUGAGAGUUCCAAUACAGGCUUAUUAUAGAAGAAAACUAUUAAAAUACUAACAACUAUUCCUACUUAUAGAGAGUACAGUAAUAAUAAUAAAAAACAUUGUACAAAGGCGAACUUAAUGCUAGUAGCAUUCUCUACCAGUUAACCUUUGGUGAUGUCGAGAAAGUGGUUGUAGAGUAUUCUUUAGUUUCUAAGAAAAAAUAUAGGUAUAAGUAUAUACUAAAUUUUCUGACUAUCGCUAUUUAAUUUACUUACCUAUUACCUUAUGCUAUUAUGUAUAGGUAGUCAGUCAGUAUACAUCGGCAAUAUUGCUCCAAAGUAUCCAACCCGUCUGCAAAGGGUGGAGACCUCCAGUCUUGGUAGAGGUCCUACAGUUUAUAUUAUUUAAGUUACUACAUUGGUUUUGCUUAAUUUUACCUAAUCUUAUUCAAUAAAUACCUACCUACAUUAUAAACAUACCUUAAAAUCAAUAACUUAGAAGACAAAUUUUACUUAAGUAUAAAUAAGUUUUGGACCU
This is a messenger RNA of Plutella xylostella (diamondback moth), 2132 nucleotides long. RefSeq names its product facilitated trehalose transporter Tret1. The record is from RefSeq and is a predicted model, not a curated record. NCBI's taxonomy places the organism in Eukaryota, Metazoa, Arthropoda, Insecta, Lepidoptera, Plutellidae. Gene Ontology annotation, cellular component: membrane. Gene Ontology annotation, molecular function: transmembrane transporter activity. Gene Ontology annotation, biological process: transmembrane transport.